This is a messenger RNA of Emericellopsis cladophorae, 1551 nucleotides long. Its product is annotated as UPC2-regulatory involved in control of sterol uptake. The coding region runs from base 1 to 1551 and encodes 516 amino acids. The record is from RefSeq and is a predicted model, not a curated record. The transcript has 4 exons. Gene Ontology annotation, cellular component: nucleus. Lineage: Eukaryota; Fungi; Ascomycota; Sordariomycetes; Hypocreales; Bionectriaceae. Gene Ontology annotation, biological process: positive regulation of transcription by RNA polymerase II. Gene Ontology annotation, molecular function: DNA-binding transcription factor activity; transcription cis-regulatory region binding.
AUGGCCAGUCUGCAGAUAGCCAAGCUUCAGGGCUGCCCGCCAACAGCUGCACAUAGGCACUAUCAUCUUGCACUCCGCCGCGUGGCCAAGAAUGUCACCCUGGACCACAAACGACGCCAGCCAGCAACCCUUGCGGCUAUACUGCUUCUGGCAUAUUUUGAGGUCUGGAGCUCCGAGCACACCAAGUGGACCAGUCAUCUGUACGGAGCACGCAUGAUCUUCACAGAGAUACCUCUUCUAGCCAUGGCAAGACGGUGCCUGCCAUUGAAACGCCAGCAACACCUUCAACAGCGGCGGAUGAUGAACUGGCUCAACACUGAUCUGGAAGCUGACUUUGACUUGGACUACGACUUGCUGACCACGAUCACGGGCGCUAGAAUCACAGCAAGCCACUAUAAUCUCGACCCCGAACUGGUCGUGCCCGAUAAAGGAGCGCCGCCAACGGCAAGAGACAUAGAGUCUUUCGAGACCCUGGCAGACUUAUACUGGUGGUACUGCAAGAUGGACGUCUACCAGUGCAUGCUGAGCGGAACGAAGCUCUUCAUGCCCUACCGCCUCUGGACCCAGUGUCCCCCUCGAGCUCCAGCCUCCUCUAUGGCUAGCAUAUACGGCACAUAUGAUCACCUUCUUCUACUGCUUGGACGGCUGGCAGAAUUUGCCUCCCGCGACAUGGCACGGAAAAGGGCAGCUAGUCGUGCCAGGAAUUCUCCUCCCACAGGCAGCCCUUCGCCUCCCUUUUCAGGGAUGUUACCCACGCAAGGCCCCUUCAGGGCUCCGCGAGGUUUCGAUAGCCCUCAAUCCGAUCCCCGCAAGGAUGCGCACGAUGUGGAUGAUGCGGACGCGAGCUACACCACGGCAUUGCAAGAGUGGCAGGAUAUAUGCCAUGCUUUCGGUGCUUUCGAAAAGUACUUGGGAAAGGACUUUGGCCCAUUGUCAGCGGAGUUUGCUGACAAUAGGCCAACACCGUUUGGACCGUCGAGACAGUACCGUACGUUCUCAGUUGCUGGCAUCUGGAUGAACUACAAUAUGGGCAUGAUCCACCUAUACCGCAGCCACCCAGACAUGCCGCCUACUGCGCUUCAAUCUGUCGGCUUGGCAGCGAAGCAGACAGGCUACCAUGCGCAGGAGAUUGGACGCAUCGCAGCAGGCCUGUCAGGAGAGAGCUCGGCCAUGGACAAACUCCACAACGCUUUAGCAGCUGCCUACAUUGAGAGUGCAUUCUGUCUCUUCUUCGCGGCUGUACAGUCGGCACGCCACAUUGCACAUGGCUGCGAGUCUGGCUGGAUUAAGGCGGCGGAGCUGGGACGCGGGCCCCCGUACACGAGAUUGGCGACAGAAGACAAGCCGGCAGAGUCCGUGUGGACAUCUGCGAGACGCAUUGACCGCAGAAUCCAAGAGUUGCGCGAUAGCUCCUCGGCGGAGGGAACAGGCGACGGGAAGAUUAUCCUGCCCAUGACAGAGAGGGCGCACUAUGCUGUGGGGUUACUUGGAAUAGAGUCUGACUUUAACCAUCUUGAGCUGACGGAUGACGUGUUUCACGGCAGCCGGUAG